UAAAUUCCAGCAAGUCUAGCCUUCUCUUCCCCAUUCUGGAUUAGGGUUUUGCAGCCGUCCUCAGAGCGUCAGCAAGCAGCGGCCAAUUCUCCAUCUCCGUCGCCAUGGGUCGUAUGCACAGUGGAGGCAAGGGUAUCUCCGCAUCAGCUAAGCCAUACAAGAGGACUCCACCGAGCUGGUUGAAGAUUUCAUCUCAGGAUGUUGAGGACAACAUAUGCAAGUUUGCCAAGAAGGGUCUUACGCCAUCACAAAUUGGUGUUAUUCUUCGUGAUUCUCAUGGUAUUGCUCAGGUGAACAGUGUAACAGGAAGCAAGAUUCUGCGCAUUCUGAAGGGACAUGGCCUUGCUCCUGAAAUCCCUGAGGAUUUGUAUCACCUUAUCAAGAAAGCAGUUGCCAUUAGGAAGCAUUUGGAGAGAAACAGGAAGGAUAAAGAUUCCAAAUUCAGGCUCAUUCUUGUGGAGAGCAGGAUUCACAGGCUUGCUCGCUACUAUAAGAAGACCAAGAAGCUGCCACCUGUCUGGAAAUACGAGUCCACCACAGCCAGCACUCUUGUGGCCUAGAGAAGAGAAGUGAAGGUUUAUUUUAUUUUUGUAAAAGUUGGAAGAAUGGAGUUUCUUAUUUCAAGUGGGUGUUUUCUAUUUUGUUAUGUAGCAUGAAUUUCAGUUUAUAUGGCAUUUUUUUCAAUGAUAUUAUAUUUAACUUUCAAGGGUUGUGUCUUGACUCUUGAUGCUUAUACUUGGUUUUAGACUCAUGCUAAGUUUGGCAAUACUAGCUGUGA
Molecule: messenger RNA, 778 nt
Organism: Lactuca virosa
Lineage: Eukaryota; Viridiplantae; Streptophyta; Magnoliopsida; Asterales; Asteraceae
Source: the annotation of a GenBank genome assembly